CAUUUUCCCCUCUUUCUUUGGCUGGGUUAGCUGGCUGGGCUGGAUCUUUAAGCAUAGCGUAAAAACGGGCGGUGUGAGCGCCGUGUUUACAUUUUUCCCCCCUCUCAUACGUUUUCCACCAUCGGGCAGUGACACCGGAGGAUAGCAGGACGCUGAGGCCGUGGAUGAGCAUCACGUGGAGGCGUCAAAGACGGAACUUUGAAGGAGCUCUGCUGUCUUUAUCCACAGGUCGGAGGCAUGAGCGGGAGAGUGGGAGACCUGAGUCCUAAGCAGGCUGAGGCGCUGGAGCAGUUUCGAGUACGGGUACAAGAUAUUCUUCCUCAGCUUCCUGCACAGCAUGACCACUUCCUCUUACGUUGGCUCAGAGCCAGGAACUUCAAUAUCCAGAAGUCUGAGGCAAUGCUGCGAAAGCAUUUGGAGUUCAGGAAACAGAUGAAAGUAGACACAAUAAUCACUGACUGGCGUCCACCAGAGGUAAUCGAGAAAUAUCUGUCAGGAGGCAUGUGCGGUUAUGACCGCGAGGGCAGUCCCAUCUGGUACGAUGUCAUCGGACCCGUAGAUCCUAAGGGCCUCUUUCUGUCUGCCUCCAAGCAAGACUUCAUCAAGUCCAAGAUCAGAGACUGCGAGAUGCUUCAGAAGGAGUGUAACCUCCAGACGGAGAGACUGGGGAAAAACGUGGAGUCGAUCACAAUGAUCUACGAUGUUGAAGGUCUGGGCCUGAAGCACUUAUGGAAACCAGCUAUAGAAACAUAUGGAGAGAUCCUCCAGAUGUUUGAAGACAACUAUCCAGAAGGGCUGAAGAAACUGUUUGUUAUCAAAGCCCCUAAAAUCUUUCCUGUGGCCUACAACCUCGUCAAGCACUUUCUGAGUGAGGGCACGCGACAAAAGAUCUGCAUCCUGGGAGCCAACUGGCAGGAGGUGUUAUUGAAUCACAUCGAUGCUGAGGAGCUGCCGGUGAUAUACGGGGGUAAACUGACGGAUCCUGACGGAGACCCUCGCUGUCGCAACAAGAUAAACCAUGUUGGACCAGUUCCUCCCUCCUACUACGUGCGGGACCAUGUGAAGGUGGAUUACGAGCAGUCUGUGACCAUCAGCCGAGUUUCUUCACAACAACUGGACUUUGAGAUCUUGUUCCCCGGCUGUGUUCUCAGGUGGCAGUUUGCCAGUGACGGUGGAGACAUCGGAUUUGGGGUCUUUCUAAAGGCCAAAAAGGGUGAAUGGAAGAAGGCGGCUGAGAUGGAGGAAGUGGUGCCCAGUCAGCGAUACAACGCCCACUUAGUACCCGAGGAUGGCUCACUCACCUGUGAGCGUCCAGGAGUCUAUGUGCUGAGAUUCGACAACACCUACAGCAUCUUCCAGGCCAAACGCAUCAGCUACAGUGUUGAGGUCCUGCUUCCUGAUCAUUUACAGCCCGCGCAGAGCAACGGGAAGUCUGGCAACCACGUGGAAGUGGAGUGCGACAGUCAGUUAUAACAAAGAUGAUGUCAUCAGAUCAGUGAUGUUUAGCUGCUCAGAAAGCACAGCCUGACAUACUUGAUUUGAACAUGUCGUGUGGAUUAAUAGUAUUAUAUCUCAAUGCUGGGUGACUCGUAUUCAUGUGGCAUCUAUUUAGAAACUUCACUUCACCCACUCUCCUCUUAGACAUCACGGAUCCCAGAUUUUCAGCCCAUUUCUUUGGCCUGUUUAGCUUUACUCUGUUAUUUUUGUUCCACAUCAGCACUGGUGUUUCAAACAGGCGCCAAAUAAAUGAGCUGGUUAUAACACGGUUAUAACACAGCGUGAUACGGUGUAAACAAAGAGCUGAAACCAAUAAUGUUCAAUUAGUAUCAAACUUUGUCCAUGUGCAAAGAAAUAUUUUCUAUAGACAUUUUCUGAGUAUAUGCAGUAAAAUUAAAGUAAAACUCUAAAUAUUUGAAUUUAUUGCAAAAUGCACUAAAUUUUGUGCUAUUUGUCAUUCCUUUUUUGAUUCAUCAUUUAUCAGGUGUGCCUCUAGUGAUCACGCUUUCCCUGAACAUACACUGUCAUGUCAAAAAGAACAUUUCACAGGACUCUGCAGUGAAAACUAAGAAUCCCAUCAUUCAGUAGCUCAUAGAACCACCUUCAGCACCAUCAUUACUUCAGCUCAUUGGCAUUUGCAGGUAUUUGUUUAUGCACAGCUCUCCUAAGGUCCUGUAACAGCAUUUCAGUCAGGUUGAGGUCUGGAGUUUGACCAGACCAUUGCAGCACCAUGAGUCUUUUCUUUUUCAGCAUUCUGUUGGAGAUUUGCUGCUGCGUUUGAGAUCAUUGCCCUGUUGCUGGGCCUCACAUUUGACACUAGACUACUUUGGUACUGGGGGAGCUCAUGGCUGUUUUCACUGCAUGAUGCACAGGUCCUGAAGCUGCAAAACAUCACCUCUCCACCACUGUGAUGACAGUUGGUGUGAGGUGUUGGUGCAGAGUUUGGACACUUUGGUCUCAUCUGACACAAGGAUGUUGUUCCUGAAGUCUUCUACUUUGUAUAAAUACAAGCUUGCAAACUGAAGCUGUGCUGCCAUGUGAGUACCCGUGAAAGCUUUCUUUUUCACAUGACUGUAUUAACAAUCAGCUUGCAUUCACAAAAAAACCCUUUCCUCUGAAUAUUUUUUUCAAAGAAUUGCAUUAAUGUAAUUUAUUAUAUAAUUUAAUAUUUAAGUUUUAAGUCCAAGACUAAAAAUAUGAAGGCAGAAAUGAAUAUAAUAAGUCCUCUUGUUUGGUAAAAUAUACAGUAUAUAUUAUUCCUGCUAUUCCAGUGAGUGAAUCUUGUUAAUCUUUGUGUCUCAAAGCUGUACUAACACAGCUGUACAGAAAUAAA
Pelmatolapia mariae (spotted tilapia) is the source of this 2830-nucleotide messenger RNA. RefSeq names its product SEC14-like protein 2. The record is from RefSeq and is a predicted model, not a curated record. Gene Ontology annotation, cellular component: cytoplasm. Lineage: Eukaryota; Metazoa; Chordata; Actinopteri; Cichliformes; Cichlidae. The coding region runs from base 238 to 1473 and encodes 411 amino acids. The transcript is spliced from 12 exons.